Molecule: messenger RNA, 696 nt
Organism: Zasmidium cellare ATCC 36951
Lineage: Eukaryota; Fungi; Ascomycota; Dothideomycetes; Mycosphaerellales; Mycosphaerellaceae
Exons: 2
Coding region: 1-696 (231 amino acids)
Cellular component (GO): proteasome core complex
Molecular function (GO): threonine-type endopeptidase activity
Source: RefSeq, a predicted model, not a curated record
AUGAUCUACCAAACGGGUGCUCUGGGCGAGGAUGGCAUCCAUCUCGACAUGAACCACCUCAAGUCCGGCGAGGUCAAUCUCGGCACAUCCAUCAUGGCCAUCAACUUCCGCGACGGUGUCAUCCUGGGCGCCGACAGCCGCACGACCACCGGCGCAUACAUCGCGAACCGUGUCACCGACAAGCUCACACAAGUCCACGACACCAUCUGGUGUUGCCGGUCAGGCUCUGCCGCCGACACUCAAGCCGUCGCCGACAUCGUCCAGUACCAUCUCGGCAUGUACGGCAUCACCAACGACGAGCCACCGACCACCCAGACCGCCGCUGCACUGUUCCAAGAGCUGUGUUACGAGAACAAGGAUAUGUUGAGCGCGGGCAUCAUCAUCGCGGGAUGGGAUCAGAGACAUGGCGGACAAGUCUACUCGAUCCCACUGGGCGGCUCUCUGCACAAGCAAGCGUACUCGAUUGGCGGCUCAGGUUCGACGUACAUCUACGGAUACUGCGACGCGAACUGGAAGGAGGACAUGACCGAGGCGGAGGGCAUCAGCUUCGUCAAGGGAGCACUGCAAGAGGCGAUCAAGUGGGAUGGCAGCUCAGGAGGCGUGAUUCGGAUGGUCGUGCUCACCAAGAGUGGUGCGGUACGGCAUCUGUACCUGCCCGAUCGAAACUACGAGGGGCCAGGCACUGAGAAGCCUUAA